AUGAUAACCCAAAGCGACAUCCAUUAUUGUGUAUUGAAAAAAUUUGUUUCUUUCAACGUGCCAAAUGGGACAAAUCGAAAAAUGAUAUUAUGUCGAAGAGAAGCCGCAGAUAUAGAAUUUGUUAAAGGUCUAAGUGAUACUCCACAUGAAAUAACAAAAAGAGUCAUGACACACGAUUUUUGUUCAAACAUGUCAAUAAAAGACCAUAGAUCAAUUAAUAAAUAUAUAACCAGACUACAAGAAAGACUUCUUGGAAGUAACCCCCAAACAAUUGAAGAUAUCAAUUUCACGGAAGUUUUGAAAACCACAUUGAUACCUCAAAAUGAGUCUAAUCCAGAUAAUACUUUUUUGUUUUAUGAUUCUUUCACUGAAACUCAAACACUCUCCAGAUUUUUUAUUUUUUCUUCUUGUACACAACGGCACAUCGCCUCCAAGUCAGAAGAAGUGUUUGGUGAUGGAACAUAUCGAAUUACUCCAAACACAAUUACAUGUUUGUAUACGUUACACUCUCUUAUUGAUAACACAUGUUAUCCAAUUGCAUUUCUAUUACUUCCAAAUGAUACAGAAGAAACAUUUGUUCGUGCUCUUAAAGUACUAAAGCCCUUUUUAAUCAAUGUUAAAAUUGUACACUGUGAUUGUCAGAUUUCAGCAUUGAACGCAUUUAGUAAAGUAUUGGGAGCAAACAUUAAAUUAUGCUUGUUUCAUUUAAAUCAAGCGGUGUUUAGAAUGUUGGGCAAAAAGGGUCUUUCUAAAGAAUAUAUAGAAAAUGCCAAAUUACAUCUAUGGGUACGGCGACUAUUUGGACUACCUUUUCUACCAAAAGAAGAAAUACACGAUGCUUUCGAGAAAUUAUUCAUUGAAAUGUCAAC
Molecule: messenger RNA, 869 nt
Organism: Entamoeba invadens IP1
Lineage: Eukaryota; Evosea; Mastigamoebida; Endamoebidae
Exons: 2
Source: RefSeq, a predicted model, not a curated record